UAGUAGAACGCGCGGAGCUCGUAAUCAGUUUCACGUUCUUCGUAUGACGACAAAUCCCGCUGACAAGGAAUGUGUUGAACAGCUGAUUGGCUUCCGGUUUGUAAGUUGCCACAAACAUUUGAGCUUUUCGCAUACAAAUGUGUUUUUAACAAAAAAUCGAACCAUUCGUCAUUUCAUUUGGACAUUUUCAACUAGGCCUUAUUAGGUAGGCCUACUGUAUAUUGAUGUAUGCUAAAGGGAAUUUGCAUUACAUAGCUGCCCGGUAGACAUUAUUGCAUGAAGUAACGUUAACAAGAUCAAUUGACAUUUAGAAAUAUUUUACCCGUGGUACUGCAUCGUAAAUAUAUAUACUCAAGUUACGCAUUUCUUUUAUUCCAUUCUAUAAGAAUGUGUAGUAAAAUUACAAAUGAGUACGAGUCGUCUGCUUGUUCGCCAGACCACAGCGGGAUUAGUUCUGAGCCCGCAAGCCCAAAAGGUACUACGGAUUCAAUAGUUUACACCGCGGACAUUCCAAAUUAUGAAGAAAACGAGGGAGAUGGUGGUUAUGAUACACCGUAUUACGUCGUUAUCAACGGGAACACACUCAAAAGAGUAACAGAAGCUGAAUUACAGAUGCUAGAAAAACAAAGCACCCCAAGAGCGGGGGCGGAAGCAGACAUUGAAAAAUUGAAAAGGUCAGCUCAAAACGAAGAUGCUGUUCCAGUUUUGGACAGUUCUUUUGGCGAGGACAACCUUCUAGCUCACAUUUCUAGACAAGUUGGUCUACAGCAACAAUUGCUCUGCUCUGCUAUGGAUGGGACAUUGCAAGACAGUUAUACUGAGAAGGGUUUGCCACAGUACCAGGUAGAGGAGAGAGAAGACCCUGCAGGUACCAGCAGUGUGAAUGACCAUUACACAAUACUUCCUAACCUUCUCAACCAGCCACAUAUCCCUAUGUCUUGGCCUGUAGGCUUGACACCUUCAAUUGCCACUGGAAACAUCCAAUCUACACCAGUAAACUCAUCAGCUCACUUGCCUGGUUCAAUUCUUCGUCAACAGAAUGGUGCAAGUUUGAUAACAAGCACUCCUGUGACCAGCCAGAGAACAUUACAACCCGUCCAGAUAGGACAGGACCACUGUCUAUUUACCCCACAUCCCAAGACUGGACAGCUGCUGUACUUAGCACCUAGUGAUGGAUCCUCGCCUCAGCUAUUCCAGCAACUCACUCCUACAGCCAACACUCCAAACACCUCUGGUUUUGUUACACCAAACUUACGAGAACACAGUAAGCCAGCAAUGAAGCUGAACAGCAGUGGAGAAGAUGAGGACAGUUCUAACAACUGCUCAUCCAAUAGUCCCCCAACUCCUCUAGACUCGAGCUCAGAUCGUGACAGCAUGCAGUUUGAGCUGUCCUUGUUUAACAACACCGGGGAAGAGAGUAGGGAACAACACAAUAUGAAGGAGAGACGCAGGAGAUUAAGAAUCAAGGAUGCUUGUGAUGUAAUGCGUAAGCUGGUCCCCGGAAUGUCUGAUAAAACUGACAAGGCAACAGUGUUUGAGUUUGGAGCACGAUACAUUCAUUUCCUAAAAGGAUUUAUAGGAAAUAAACAUGACAAGGAAUUCCUUAUUAAGUACAGUCCAUACUGACUUAUUUGUGGAUCAAUCGACUUUCUGGCAGCUGAGAGGAAAGCUGCAGAUUUUCAAGUCGUGAAUUGUGAAAAUUUGAAAACAUGCAUCUAGGAGGGAAAGAUAUAAAAACAUAGUGAAAGUUUUGAUUUUGAAAUAUUUCCAUUACAUUAUUUAGCCUCUUCAUUAUUCUACCUUUAAAGUCAUGACUGAUGUAUCCGACAAAAAACUGUUCAAGAUAUAACAUAGUUAUAUUCAUAUUGCUACUUGACUUUUUUUGGUAAUUAUAGGCUAUGUAUUAUCUUAAGACAAUGUACAUUUUUAUUAGCAUAAGAGUAUUUUAAAUGUCAUUUUUAGGAAAAUGUUUAAACAUGUAUCAAAACCGAAACAGGAUUCACAGGUAAGAAUGCGAAAUCAGAGUGAAACAGAGUAUUGUACAUGUAUGUGUUUGAAUGUUGUGUAUGAAGUAGAAUCAGUUUCAAUAAUUAUGUUAAUUAAGUCCUCAUUUGUAAUAUCUAGACAUGUAAAUCAGCUUUAAUCAUUUAAUAUGAAAAUUCAGUAUUUCGUAUUAUUGUAAAUGUCAGACUUAACUUGUGUAACAAAUGUUUUAGAAUUUUAAUAGCUGUAAGGCUUUGAGCAACUGGAUACUGUUGUUACAAUCCUCUACAGCAAUAUAGAUGUAAGAGUAGCAUUAUCAUAACUAACAGAAGUUGGAUGAUAAUUGAUUUCAAAAUAAUUAUACCUGUUUUUAUUUCCUUUUAAAUUUUUAUCUUAAUUUGUGAAAUAUGUCUCUAGAGGUAUACUGUGUAUGUUGAUCCAUAAAUAGUAUAUAGAAAUUAUCAUGGGAAAUUUCUGUUAAAACAAGAUUAUAUCUUUUUGAAAGAAUGUCUUAAGUGUUUGUUUGUAUUUGACAAGCAUAUUUGUAUGUAAAGCCACUAUUUAAGCCAGUAUCAACAUGACCAACAAGUAUUUUAUUAAAGUAUAUGA
Molecule: messenger RNA, 2592 nt
Organism: Pecten maximus
Lineage: Eukaryota; Metazoa; Mollusca; Bivalvia; Pectinida; Pectinidae
Exons: 7
Coding region: 388-1626 (412 amino acids)
Biological process (GO): regulation of DNA-templated transcription; spermatogenesis
Cellular component (GO): nucleus
Molecular function (GO): DNA-binding transcription factor activity, RNA polymerase II-specific; RNA polymerase II cis-regulatory region sequence-specific DNA binding; protein dimerization activity
Source: RefSeq, a predicted model, not a curated record